AUGAGUCCGGAGGGCGACACCCCCACCCCGCCCGCCCGCCCGCCCCCUCCCUCCUUAUGAGAGAGAAGGAGAGCAGCGCCGGAGCCACACUGCGCCGAGCCCGCGCCCCGCCGCCACCUCGGCCCGGGAGCCAGGAGCGAGCCCUGCGUGUCCGCGCGGGGCGCCCGAGCCGCGGGGCGCACGGCGGCGCCGGGAGGGGAGCGCCCCGGGGCGGCCGCAGCUCCGGGCACGAUGCAGAGAGCCGGAGCCGGAGGUGGGGGCGCCCCCGGGGGCAGCAGCGGGGGCAGUGGGGGUCCGGGCACUGCCUUCUCCAUCGACUCCCUCAUCGGGCCGCCGCCGCCCCGCUCCGGCCACUUGCUCUACACCGGCUACCCCAUGUUCAUGCCCUACCGGCCGCUCGUGCUGCCGCAGGCGCUGGCCCCUGCGCCGCUGCCCGCCGGCCUCCCGCCCCUCGCCCCGCUAGCCUCCUUUGCCGGCCGCCUUACCAACACCUUCUGCGCGGGGCUGGGCCAGGCUGUGCCCUCGAUGGUGGCGCUGACCACCACGCUGCCCAGCUUCGCGGAGCCGCCCGACGCCUUCUACGGGCCCCCGGAGCUCGCCGCUGCUGCUGCCGCCGCCCGAAACAAUCCCGAGCCGGGCGGCCGACGCCCAGAAAGCGGGCUGGAAGCCGAGGAGCUGCUGCCGGCCCGGGAGAAAGUGGCAGAGCCCCCACCGCCCCCGCCUCCGCACUUCUCUGAGACUUUCCCAAGUCUGCCGGCAGAGGGGAAGGUGUACAGCUCAGAUGAGGAGAAGCUGGAGGCACCAGCAGGAGACCCAGCAGGCAGCGAACAGGAGGAAGAGGGCUCAGGCGGUGACAGCGAGGACGACGGUUUCCUGGACAGUUCUGCAGGGGGCCCCGGGGCUCUCCUGGGACCUAAACUGAAGCUAAAGGGAAGCCUGGGGACUGGAACUGAGGAAGGGGCACCAGUGGCAGCAGGAGUCACAGCUCCUGGGGGCAAAAGCCGAAGGCGCCGCACAGCAUUUACUAGUGAGCAGCUUUUGGAAUUGGAGAAGGAGUUUCAUUGCAAGAAAUACCUGAGCUUGACAGAGCGGUCCCAGAUUGCCCACGCCCUCAAGCUCAGUGAGGUGCAGGUCAAGAUCUGGUUUCAGAAUCGGCGGGCCAAGUGGAAGCGCAUCAAAGCUGGCAAUGUGAGCAGCCGUUCUGGGGAGCCCGUAAGAAACCCCAAGAUUGUCGUGCCCAUACCUGUGCAUGUCAACAGGUUUGCUGUGAGGAGCCAGCACCAACAACUGGAACAGGGGGCCCGGCCUUGAAGGGGCUCCUAAGGAAUUCGGAAGGCAAAGGAUCUGUUCCUGAGCCUGCUCUGAGACUGGGUUAGGGUUCUGUGGACCAA
Molecule: messenger RNA, 1391 nt
Organism: Diceros bicornis minor
Lineage: Eukaryota; Metazoa; Chordata; Mammalia; Perissodactyla; Rhinocerotidae
Gene: GBX1
Product: gastrulation brain homeobox 1
Biological process (GO): regulation of transcription by RNA polymerase II; regulation of nervous system development
Cellular component (GO): nucleus
Molecular function (GO): DNA-binding transcription factor activity, RNA polymerase II-specific; RNA polymerase II transcription regulatory region sequence-specific DNA binding
Source: RefSeq, a predicted model, not a curated record